AUGGAUAAUAAUAUUGAUAAAGACUUACUUUAUAAAUCCUAAUAUCAUUCAGAUAGCUUACUUAAGAUUGUAAAAAAACUUAAGUCAGAAAAUUUAGCUUUAAUAAGUUAAAUCCAAUAAUUAUAAAAACAAUUAAGUAUUUAAGGGGAUGAUUCCUUAAUUUAGAAGAUUUAAAGUGAUAAUUUAAUUCUGACCUAAGAAAAUGAGAAGCUCAUUGAUAAAUAGAAAGAAUUAACAUAAUAAAUUUAUGAACUGCAAAUUUAAAACACUAAUCUGUAAUUACAAUUAAAUUUAACAAAACAAGAAAUGUCUAAAUAAUCAAAUUCAAUAACAAAUGAGGAAUUAUAUUAGAAAUAUUAAUAAUUAGAGUUUGCAUAUAAAAAAGCUCAAUAAGAUAAUGAUUAAUUAAUUUAAAAAAAUACUCAAUUAUUUAAUGAAAAAAAUCAACUUUAUGAAGAAUUAUUGAAAGUAGAAGAACUAUAUAAAAAAGCAAAAAGCUAAUAAAAUUUAUCUAUGUCUAUGUCAAUGUCAAUGCAAACUAUGGAAUUAUGUAUAUUAUAUUCAAAUUAUUUAGCAUAAUAAAUAAUUGCCUAAAAUGAUUACAAUAAAUCAUAAAUUAUGCGUAUCAAAUAAAAAGAUUAUGUAAAACUUAUACAAGAAUUUUAUAUCAUUUCUGUUCCAAUUACUUCAAUAAAAUAUGAAAAUCCAGAACCUAUGGUAUUAUUUAAACAUCCUAUUUAAUGUGAUAAUGAGCUUAAGACUCUAUUUUAAGUUCUUCCUUUGUUUUCUUUUCCAAGAGGGAUUAAAUGUUAUCCAUCUUAAUAAGCUAAAAAAGAUAUUUUAAGGUAUAAUAUAUAAUCAUUAGAGUUUUGUAGGAUGAUUAAUUAUUGGAUUUUUCAAUUUAAGUUUUUACACCAAAUAAGGAUUCUGGUAAAGAUAUUAAAAAUGAAUUUAUACAAAAUACAAAUCCUGAUCAACUUCUUUAUGCUGUGAUUGUAUCAUCACCUGACUUUAUUGCAGAUAAAAAGUUAACCAAUUCACAUGAAUUAGUAAAAUAAAAGAAAUUAGGUAAUCCAUCCUAAAACAUUUAUCUAUCUAAUGUAGCUUAUAUCAUAUUGACUUAUUAUCCUUACCAUAUGUUAUUCUAUUAAAUAAUAAAAAAUAUAAUAAAAACAUUAAAAUUCGAAAGAAAUCAACUAUCCAAAUAAGCUUUUGAAUAAGAAUAUGAUUUAAGAUCAAUAGAUUAAUAUUAUUUUACUAAUCAUGAAAAUGAAAUCAGAAAAUAUUUAGAUUAAGUAUAAUAAUUAACUCUUACUAAAAUAAUACAACCUAUAAAAUUAUUUGAUAAUACAGACUUUAUUCAAAAUACUUAAUUAAGUCCAAUUUUAUAUAAUUUUGAAUUGGCCCCUAAUAAUCUAUUUUAAGGAUGGUCUGCUUCAAAUUUUGUCUCUGCAUUUUAAGCAGUUAUAUUGGAAUCUAAAGUUGCCAUUAUCAGUCGAUCAUAAAAGCAUAUUGCUUACUUAAUGAUUUUGCUUUCACUAUGUAUCAAACCCUUAAAUUAUUUUCAUCCCUUUAUUUUUGAUGUACCAGAAAAAUUAAUGCCUCUCUUAGAUGCUCCAGUUCCAGUAUUUUUAGGUCUCUAAAUGGAAGAAUUUCGUUAAUUUAAUGAUGACGUUGUUUAUAUCAACACAAUUUCUUCUAAUGUGGAGAUACAAAAUAUUGAAAGAUUAAAAAGUAACUUGUUAAUUGAAUUGGAAAAUUAGAUAAAACCAGUCUUGUGCAACUUCAAUAUAAUUUUAAUUAAAAAAAUUGAAUUAUUAUUGAAUAUUUUCAAAGAUUUCAUGAAUUAAGCAUUAAAUAGAAUUAAGAAUUAAUAAGCAAAAGAUUUGUUUUUAUAAAAGAUUGAGGAGACUUAAAUUUAUUAAAUGUAUAAAUGA
Messenger RNA from Paramecium pentaurelia, 1937 nucleotides. The record is from the annotation of a GenBank genome assembly. NCBI's taxonomy places the organism in Eukaryota, Ciliophora, Oligohymenophorea, Peniculida, Parameciidae.